Messenger RNA from Amoebophrya sp. A25, 3213 nucleotides. The record is from the annotation of a GenBank genome assembly. NCBI's taxonomy places the organism in Eukaryota, Dinophyceae, Syndiniales, Amoebophryaceae.
CACAAGUAAAUAAUCCUUGAAAUUUUCGGAUCUCGGUGAAUGAGGAUCGUGACGAUCUCUGCAUAAUUGUGGUUCCGAAUCUGUAAUUCUACUGCAUACUCCAAGGCAAGGAUCCGACGAGACUUACUGCGAUUUGAAGAGUGAAGACGAGAUGAUAAGAGAAGGUUGAUCGACUACUAUCGAUUAGUACUUGAAGAUGAUGCAUACAAGAAACCCGACAAUCCCUCAACAUGAAUUAGUUCGCAACAUAAGAAUCAUAGACUCCUGUUUUCCGCCUUAUCUGAUAUCGCUUAUAGUCUCUGUGAUGAUCACAUCAAUUGAAGCAGGUCUACAUCGGCUUUUGAGAGUGUCUUUUUUGAUUGAAAUCUUGGUAACGGACAUGCGGGGUGAAGCUGAUAUGAUCAAAACUUACAAAUCACCAAAAAGUAGCUGCGCGCCUUACCUAGUAGCAGGGGUCACGGGCAUAGCGAUAAACUAACACGCAGUAGGAGUUUUGUUGUAUUCUGUUUGGCGUCGACCCGUUGGCUUUGGCGGCGGUUUAAGCCUGUUCUCUUGAAUAUUGCACUAUACUUGCUUAAGGAUCAAACAUGUAAAUGUGGCGACUUCACAACGUGUCACAUUGACUGACCUGGACAUCAUUUUGUGAAGAGCUCAACACGUAACAAAUUAACUAAAUUCAUAUCAACAUAUAUUAACCAUUGUUUUCUUGACUUUUACUCCGCAUGAGAACAUUAAGUACAUGGAACGACAUUGAGCCGAAUGUGGUUGCUGUGCGGUAUAGAAAUCCCAAACCGUCGUGCGUGUGCUGUUUUAUUCCGAGUUGCGUCCGCGGGUAUGUUGUCAGGCCUGCUGCGCUCGGCCUAAAUCUUCGAGUUGUACCUCCAAGUAUCAUUUCCGCAUUCUCGUAGUUGCUCACGAAGAGUUACAGCCGAUUCCGUUUCUUGGGCCGGGUUUAUACCCUUCGCCAUUGCAAAGAUGGGAUCCUUCAAGACGGUGUCGGAUAUCCGGAAUGACUUCGGUGUGUUUCGGUCCGCAGUCGCGUUAAAACGGGCACAGCUGCCACAUAAAUCGCAGGACGAAGUGUGGUCGUAUUACGAGCUUGGGGGUGAGGAGGAACCUGAGGCCGAUCCGAUAGUUUUUCUCCCAGGAACAACGACCGGUGCGGAAACCUUUUUUUACCAGCUAGAUGCGCUCAGCUGCAAGGGGUAGAAAACAUUUUCUUUGACAUAUUAAUUUCUUAACCGGUGCUUGCGUAGUAUCCUGUUCUCAUGCAACAUUCUUCGUUGGUUCAUUGGCAAUUCGUUGCUCCGAACAAAUUCGUCGAUUCAAUACUUCUACAACUACAGGUAUCGGUGUAUUAGCUGCCAGUAUCCUCCUUAUUACUCUGUAGACGAGUGGGUAGAGGGGUUCGAGCGAUUUCUUGACGUUGUAAAAGCCAACAAGGUGUACAUUUUCGGUGUCUCUUUAGGCGGCUUUCUAGCGCAGGCUUAUGCAGUCCAGCAUCCGCGGAGAGUAGGUGGCUUGCUUCUCUGUAACAGCUUUACGAGUACUGCUAGCUUUUCAGAGGCCGCCGCCGGCUUCGUGUCCCUGGUGCACGUUACCCCAACUGCACUGCUGAGGUAAGAGGACAUAUUUUUGUAGCAUUACUUAACUAGACCCCUAGGGCUUCGCUCGAGGUUUCUGCUACCUCUCUAGACGUUUCCAGACUGUCUGGCAGUCUUGUCUUGUACUCCCGUCCUGUACUCCUGUCCCGUAGUCCUGUCUUGUAUUCUUGUCCUGUGUUCCUGUCCCGUACUCCUCUCCUGGCUGCACUCCUGUCUUGUAGUCUUGUCCCGUAGUCCUGUCUUGUACUCCUGUCUCGCAUUCUUGUACUGUGUUCUUGUCCUGAACUCCUCUCCUGGCUGUACUCCUGUCCUGUAGUCUUGUCUUGUAGUCUUGUCCUGUUGGUGUUGUGUGUGUUGCGGUGUUGUGUUGUGUGUGUCGGUGUUGUGUUGUGUGUGUUGGUGUUGGUGUUGUGUUGUGUGUGUUGGUGUUGUGUUGUGUGUGUUGGUGUUGUGUGUGUUGGUGUUGUGUGUGUUGGUGUUGUGUGUGUUGGUGUUGUGUGUGUUGGUGUUGUGUGUGUUGGUGUUGUGUGUGUCGGUGUUGUGUGUGUCGGUGUUGUGUGUGUCGGUGUUGUGUUGUGUGUGUUGGUGUUGUGUUGUGUGUGUUGGUGUUGUGUUGUGUUGUGUGCUUGGUGUUGUGUUGUGUGCUUGGUGUUGUGUUGUGUGCUUGGUGUUGUGUUGUGUGCUUGGUGUUGUGUUGUGUGCUUGGUGUGUUGUGGUGUGUGUUUUGCUGUUUUGGAAAGGUGUACAUUUUUUUAUUCCUUACUAAGUAUAAUUAAUGCAGUGUCGUGAUGUACCUUCCGUUCUGUCUUGAUUGUUGCUUCUCGACUUAAAUCUAGGAAAUAACAACACUGUGAUCAGAGCAACAGUAAUAAAUUGGGAAAUCAUGAAAAUUACAUAUUUUUUGUACAUCAUCAAAAAAUGCAUCUUACUGUCCGUAUUCUACAGGUCGAUGUUAUUAGAAAACUUUCCGUCUAGUGGUGAUGCGCGAGUUAUGCAUGCUAAUGAGUGGGUGAAGGAGCGACUCGCCGGGGACGACUCUGCGCUAGAUGGCUAUGAUUUAGCGUCGCGCAUAACGCUUGCGUAUACACUUGCCACUAUUGGGCACGUAACUCUGUCAGAGGGUAAAAUUCUUAUUAUCGACGUAAAUGACCAGUGUGUAACCACAGCACACGUGCGACAGGAGCUGAAGAGUAGGUAUCCAGACGCGAAGGUGGCCACAUUGAAGCAAGGUGGGGACUUUCCGUUCCUCUCUUGCGCAUCGGAGCUUACUCUCUACAUUGAGGUGCACUUGCGGAAUUGCAGCCUUUUUCCGUUAAAGGAGCAAAUACUUGAAGGUACUUGGCGAAUUCAUGAUCUGAUUGAGAAUUUUUGAUGAUACAACAACUAGAAGCUUUGCCUUUUUUGUGCGUUUCGUUCGUUAUAAAUGAGAAGCGAAAUAACCGUUUCUUUCGAAACUCCAGAUCAACGAAGCUACAACGCGUACGCGCAGGGUGAUGCGGGUUAUGGUGAAAUGCCACAACAAUCAAUGCCAUCUGCACCAGCCGCGGAUCCAGCGCCUGCUCCCGCAGCUCCCAAGCCAAAAGUUCGAUACCACAACCCAUUCGACUGA